GUUUAAUUGGUAGGUUGCGACUGCGGCUGCGUUCCCUUUGAAGGCGUAAACCCUACCAUUAAAAAAUAUUUGUCCUAGAAAAAAUAACCGUCUGCUACACCGUGUCUGCUCCUGUUUGUUUUCAAGCAACACUACGUUGAAGAGAUUUGCACUAUGGACAAAAACGUGGUGUUGACUCAUAUCCUGAAGCCAAAGGGUAUGUCUACACUCCUUGGUGGAGAAGUGCCAUUAAGUGUUAUAAGUCACGAUAGAUAUAUAUCCCCACGGACCUCUGGUGCUCAGGCAGAGGAAGAAAGUGAGGAAGACAACUCAUGCCCUCUUAACAGUGCCAUCCUGACUGCUCUGUCUGGUGAAAUCAAAACUGUGCUAGUGGUAGGUCCUGAAGGAUCAGGUAAAACCACCACUAUGCAGAAGCUUGUAUUAGACUGGGCGAAAGGACAACAUCUCCAACACUAUUCUGCUGUUUUCCACUUCCGAUUCAGAGAGUUGAAUGACACUGACCAACUGCUGUCCUUGGAGACAUUUUUGUUGCACCAUCAUGGUCUCAUCAAGCAUGAGUCAUUUUCCACAGUCCUGCAGAAUCCUCAGGAUGUGUUGUUUGUUUUUGAUGAUCUGGAUUAUUUCAAACAGAGCCUGGACCCCUCCACCCAAACCUUAUGCUCUAACCCUUCCCAGGAGGUCUCACUGUCCUGCUUGGUGGCUAGCUUGCUUCAUGGAUCCUUGUUGAAAGGAGCUGCCUUUGUGGUGGCUACAAGAGCAACAGAACAUCUUGAGUUUUUGGGUGGUACUCGAGUGGAUGUGUUGGGGUUUCUGAAGCCACAACGAGAGGCCUACAUUAAAGGGUUCUUCCCUGACUCGGGUGCUGCCAACAAAGCUCUGCAGCACAUGGAGACAACACUAGGCUUUUAUGAUAUUGCUACCACUCCAAAAUUUUGUUGGAUGGUUUGUUCCAUGUACAAAUCUCUGAUGGAUGCUGCCACAAAACUUCCAGACACCAUAUCUCAGCUGUAUGCAGACAUCCUAGUUCAUCUGAUUCAGAUCCUGUCUCUGAGUGAGGAACGCAACAGAGAACUUGUUUUGGCCCUCGGCAAGAUGGCAUCACACUGCUCCCUCAACCAACAUAUGAGAUGCAACAAAGAGGAAAUGAAUACCUUUGGUUUACAGCAGUUUCUUACCGCAGUUGGUGUUUUUUUGCAAGUAGACAGCGAGUCUUCAAGCAGACCUGUCUUCUCGUUCCGCUCCCAGCUGAUGCAACAGUUCUUCUUGGCCAUGUCUUUCUUUUUGGACAAGUCAACAUCUGAGGGUGUGGAAGAGAUGUUAGAAAAGCACAAAGGCUCUAACUUUCUAGGUAUGUUCUUGUCAGCGCUGUCAGAGCCAACUCAGCGCAGAUCUCUGGAGUCCCUGCUCGGCAAAUUUAACUCAGAUCAGAUCCUGAGUUUCAAAAACUGGUUCAAAAGCAGCUCAGAGGUGACAUUUCAGGGAUGGCACACAGACGAGCACUACCGUUGCUUCCAUCUGCUGCAUCAGGCUCAAAGUGACAGUUUGGUGAAAGAUAUCAUCAGUCCCUCAGCACGCAUUGGUAUCAGCUAUGGAGACCUAAGCCUUCAGGACUGUGUGGCACUGAACUAUGUCAUUACAAGCCUUGGUGAGAUGGAGGGGCUCAAUCUAUAUAGAACAAAAAAUUUGACGGAGGAGAAAGCAGAGAGGCUUGUUCCAACUAUGAGGCUGUCACGGGAGCUAGUCCUUUCAGACUGCACCUUGAGCCCUGGAGCUGCGCGUCAUGUGGCUUCAGCUCUCAGCACAGGACGCGCCACAGUGCUAAAUCUCAAUCACAGCCGCCUUGGGGAUGAAAAGAUGAAAAUCCUCUGUGCUGGUCUCAAAGACUGCAAGCUGCGCAGUUUAGAUCUUUCAAUAUGCGAACUGACAAAGUCAAGCUGUGAAGCUCUGGUGUCGGCACUGACCUCAGGUACCUCUCAGCUGUGUGUGCUAGACCUCAGGAGUAAUGAGAUUGAGGAUCAGGGCUUAAUGAAACUGUGCAAAGCCCUGCAGAGUCCUCACUGCAAACUGCAGGAGCUCCAAUUACAGCGCAACAAGAUAACUGCUGCAUCCAUGGAAGCUUUAUCAGCAGCUUUGUGUUCUGGCCAAUCAGCGCUGAGAAAGGUGAACUUGACACACAACACAGUCGGUGACGGCGGGGUAGAGGCUUUGUGUAAAUCCCUGAAACAUCCACUUUGUAAACUUCAGAGCCUCAACUUCUUUGACAGCGAGCUCACUGGUGCAUGCUGCUCUCAUCUGAUGGAGGCGUUGAUGUCAGAGCACUGCUCUCUGUCUGAGCUGGACCUGUCAGUGAAUGAAUUGGGCCAGGAGGGGGCGCUGCUGCUCUGCAAAGCCCUGAGUAAACCUGGGUGUCCUCUGGAAAAACUGGGCUUGACACGGUGCGAGUUAACUGAGGCAGUCUUCAUAGAACUGGCAUCAGUGCUGAAGAGUGGGACUUCUAAACUUAAGUCACUGUCUGUGGGUCUACAUAAUGUAGGAGACCAAGGAGUUAAACAUCUUUGGGUUGCUGUUGCACAUCCAAAUUGUCUGUUGGAGGAUCUUGAUGUUGAAAUGACAGGUCUAACAGAUGCCUGUGUAGACGACUUGUGUGCUGCUGUGAGAACCAGUCGGACUUUAAAGAGCCUGGAGCUGAGAAACAACUUACUGACUGAUGCAUCUGUGCCAGCCCUCGUCGAAGUCAUGCAGGACUGCCCAAACAUGCUGGAGAUGAACUUGAAAUACAAUGACUUCAGUGAAGAUGUUUUCGACAUGUUAGAGGAGUGUAAUAGAAUAAGAUACUGAAGAAACCCGACAAUGAUCACAAACGGUACUGUAGGGCUACAGAUAGUAAGCCAAGUAUCACAUUUCGACUAACAAAAAUAGCACUUUCCAAGCCAAAAUGAACCUGAUUUCAGGUUCUCAAGCAAUAAAGUGUAAUACUUUUCUUCGUGCUAUAAAAGGUAACACUUUCUGCAUAAUUAAAAAGCCAUUUGACAAAUUUCACUUUAAGAAAUUGGGAAUGUAGCAUAUUUGCUUUAAAUCUAUGAUUCUAAACUAAGCAAAUAGUUCAUGUAACAAAGACCUAGGUAUUUGCAUGCCUUUUGCUUGACUUGAUUCUCUCCAACUUGCUCAAGAAAUGAUGGUUUGAUAUUAUGGCUGAUUAUUUCUGUGCUUAAAAGCUUUUCUUCAACAAUGGCUUUCUCUUUGCCACUCUCUCAUAAACUUUGACAGGUAAAGAAUCUGAGCAACAGUUGUUGUAUGCAGUCUCUCCCAUCUCAGCUGCUGAAGCUUUUCACUCCUUCAGAGUACUCAUGGGUGUCUUGCUAGCCUCUCUCACUAGUCUAACUGAACUCUGAGAGAUGGUCAGUGCCUUGGAAUUAUUUAUGUAUCCAUCUCCUGAGAUAUACUUUACAAUAACCUUUUUCUAAGUUGCUUGGAGUGUUCUUUUUUCUUCUUGGUGGAAUGGUAGCCAGGAAUACUGAUAAACCAGUGACUCGACCUUCCAGACACAGGUGUCUUUAUACCAGUGGUUUUCACGCUUUAUUUUUCCAACGCCCACCUAAGAUCAAGCCAAAAUUUGGAGGCACACCAUGUUCAUAUCUAUGCAAAAUAGCCUCUUUAACUUGUGUUUAAGUAUUUUAAGUAUUUUUUUAUAGUUGUAAUAAUAAGGUAAUUGUACGAAUUUCCACAGCAAACCUAAACUUGCUUUAAAAGCUUAUCAUGUGCCUUGCCACGCCAUUUGAGAACCACUGAUUUAUACUACACUCAAAAGAGACACAUUCAGUGCUCUCAGGUGGUCCCAAUUUCACUGAUUGUGAGACUAGUCCCGUCAAUUGGCUAGACCUCUGUUAAAUUAGGUCAGUCACUUUAAAGGGGGUGAAUAUUAAUGCAGUCACUUACCUUACAUAUUUUUAUUUAAUUGACAUGAAUUAGUAGAAAUAUGUUUUCAGUUUGGCAUUUAAGAAGUUUUUUUUUGUCAAAAAAGCAAAAUUAUGUUGAGCAUGAUUAUUAAAAUCAGUAUAAGGAUAAGACAUCCAAGGGGGUGAAUACUUUAUACAGGCACCCUAGUUAAGACUUGAAAAUGUGAAAGAUAUCUUGGUGUUAUUCUUGAAAUCUGAAGAGUAAUGAAGUGAGAAGUAUGCCAAAAUGCACCUUUUUCUUUUAUAGUUUAUGCAGCUACCUUUGCAGAAUCUGCAUGUUUUAUGCAGUGUAGGUACAAGGUGUGGUCUUACAGGACACCUUGAACUUUUAUGCCACUGUUACUCAUAUCUUUGUCUUAGUUUCUGUAAAAAGAAUGAAUAUUUCAUAGAAAUGAUUCUUUUGAGACCUUUCUUUGGAAGGCAUUAUAUGAGCUUGCUUCUUGGGUUGAUUAAAACAAAUUGUGUAUUCAAUUUUGCAGUAUUUUCAAAACAGCACAAUCAUUGCUUUGUCACUCGUUUUCAUAGCUUUAUAACUAUGUUGUCAUGAAUGUAUUUAUUAGCGUUCACUUUAAAAAGCAUUUGCUUCUAUAGUUUUACUGUUUUUUGUCAUUACUCUCACUACGAGCUCAGUAGAUGUUUUUUUUUUUCAUCGUGCAGUGGAUUUUGGGUCAGAAUAGCCAAAAAAAGCAUACCUGCUCACACACAGCAAAAUGUGACCUGAUGAAGGAGGACAUGCUGAUAUUUUUGGCAUACUUCAUGUAACAAACAUGUUUUAAAACAUACUAUGUCUACUAUGUGAUAAUGAACUCAGCUUUAAAUGUCAAAAGCAACAUUAACGUACAUUUUAAAAAUAGGUCCUCUUCAGCACUAGCUUCAAAAUAUAGAACAAGUGUAUAAUUAUGACUUAGAGGAACUUGUUCAUGCGUUUAUCUUGAGAUGACGUAAUAAUUGAAGUUUACAGUUUUAGUUUGGUUUGCCGGUUUCGCACAGGUUAAUCAGGACAGAUUUGCACUGGUACUCAAAGUUGAAAAACAGAGCACAUCACCAGCUUUUACAUUAGACAUUUGCACUGGCUUUCCUAAAAUGUUUUGUUAACAAAAAACAGAAUGAGGUGAUGAAUAAACUUCCAGUAUGCAGUUCUGCCACAAAUCAUCAAACACUCUGAGACCCUUUGCUGCAGGUCUCCCCAAUAUGAGCCAAAACCAAAUAUGCAGUUUCUUUUAGGGCUGUCCAAUGAUCAAAAUUUUUAAUCACGAUUGAUCUCAGAAUUUCUGUUGUUAAUUGCACUAUUUUGAAUUUAAAUUGUUUUUUUGGUUUGUUUGGAUUUUUGCACCAUCUUGAAUGAAGGGUAAUUCACUUCUUUUAUGGAUACAGACCCACUUUUGUUUAAAAAGAAAAAAAAAGAACUCAGGGUAGAUUAAGAAAAAAAUAACUUAUUGAUUGAAAAGUAAAGUAAGGGAACAGUAGAAAGGCAAAUGUUUGUAAACACAAGGUGCACACAACUUUUUACUUUUCCACUGAGCGGGACUCUUUUAAAUUAAGGCUUUAAUUUUGUUGUUAAAGAGGAUGCAUUUUAUACUUUAGUACUAAUGUAACUUUUUCUGUCAUAUUCUUAUUCUUACUCAGUGCUUACAUUGUGGCUCAUUUUGUAGUUAAAGAGGAUGCUUUUUUAUACUUUUGCACUUCUGUAAACUUUUUAAUCAUAUUGUAAAUCCCAUUAAAAGUCUAUUU
This is a messenger RNA of Cheilinus undulatus (humphead wrasse), 5687 nucleotides long. RefSeq names its product NACHT, LRR and PYD domains-containing protein 12. Gene Ontology annotation, molecular function: protein binding. The record is from RefSeq and is a predicted model, not a curated record. NCBI's taxonomy places the organism in Eukaryota, Metazoa, Chordata, Actinopteri, Labriformes, Labridae. Bases 154 to 2838 code for a protein of 894 amino acids. Gene Ontology annotation, cellular component: cytoplasm. The transcript is spliced from 9 exons.